Limulus polyphemus (Atlantic horseshoe crab) is the source of this 385-nucleotide messenger RNA. RefSeq lists its product as uncharacterized. The transcript is spliced from 3 exons. The record is from RefSeq and is a predicted model, not a curated record. Lineage: Eukaryota; Metazoa; Arthropoda; Merostomata; Xiphosura; Limulidae. The annotation marks the transcript as partial.
UCGAUGACGAGGAACCCACUUUGAGACUAAUAAUGGCUGGAGACGGCUUAAAUGGGAAUGUCACAAGAAGACAGACAACUUCUGUUAAAGCCAGAAGAAGAUCGAGGCCGUAAGUGUGAGGACAUUGAUCAAGAACAACAGUUUGGGAAUAAUGACCACCCCUCUGGUGGGGGACAAGGAAUCAUUAACGACCAGCUGUCGACGGAAGGAUAUGACAUUUACAGACCACAAGGAGUUCUGGAACGUACACAGAGUAAUCUAGAUGGUGUCAGCUUAUCCUGGCAGAACCUGGAUGUUUUUGUACCAGAAAAGACCAAGUGGAGUUGUAGGAAUUGUUUUAGAGCUUCGCCACCGUCCAAUCAGACGAAACAAAUUCUUCAAAAUG